GUCAUCUGGAGUUAGUUAACAACAGACCAGUGUGAUUAAGUCAUAAAGAAUAAAAAUGAAAAUUCAAAUUAUUUUCCUUAUUGUCUGUGUGGUUGCUUCAUUUGCACAACCCGAGGGCCACAGAUCCGCUAGCGAUGAACUGAGUGGACAAGGUGAACAACAGCAACAAAAUGAAAAUACCAUCGAAGGUGCAGCUACCGAGGAUGACGAACUAGCCGAUAGCCAAGAGGAAAACGUGAAUUCAUCAAAUGAAACAUCAGUUGCCGAGGGACGUCGAUGCAAUAAUUGGAAAUGGCGUAGACACAAUCGACGAUAUUGGUUGAGACGUGAAAAAGAAAUGCGUCGUAUGAACAUUAGUGAUAGUGACGAUUCGAAUGACGGAGAGCGUAGGCAGCCAGUUACAUCUACCUGCCUGGAAACACAAACGAUGCCUCAGAACGAGAGAACCGGCAACGAAGGCAGUCAUCACAGACACAGACCCAGUCAUCGUCAUCACCAUCAUCAUCACAGAAAUCGAACGAACACAACUACAUUGCCAGAAGUAACAAACACUACAACGUCGAACGCACCAUCACUGGUUGAACCAUUACAAGAGAUACAAGUUCCGACCACUAUUAUUUGAUGUUCUACACCAAGCAUCCAGGUGUUUAAAGAACUACGAAAUUCUACUAGUUAUGUACUUUCAAUGAAAUAAAUAAAUAUUGAGGAAAAAAUAAGCAAAA
Molecule: messenger RNA, 722 nt
Organism: Bradysia coprophila
Lineage: Eukaryota; Metazoa; Arthropoda; Insecta; Diptera; Sciaridae
Source: RefSeq, a predicted model, not a curated record